CUCGCUCGCCGGCUUUAAAGUCUCUGCCAGGAUCCAUGCUCACAUGUUACUUCCUGUAUGGAGGCAUGGCUAGUUUCCAGCCCCGCGCUCCCCGAUCCUCCCCAGCUCGCGCCGGAGCCACAACUUUCAGGAGCAUGGACUGAAGGCGCCCUCGCCCCAGCGCCCCUCUGAGAUCCUUUGUGUUUUCCUUGGUUUCCUCCAGCCGUUUCUAUUUUGGGGGGGCUCUUCGCUCCUCCUGCCACUACCCUCCCCUUCCCUGCUCGCAAACAUGCCUCCUUCCUUCCCGGGGCCCUGGAAGGAGCUGCCUGCCUGAAGCCGGGAGACGCUGUGCCGCGCUCAGCCCCGCCGCCGCCCGCCGGCUCUAGGGCUGCGCUGCCGACUCAAGUUGGGGAUCCUCGGCUGCUAGCCGCUGCCGCCGCCGCCGCCUUCAGUCCCUGCCUGCCCCGGGCCCCGGGCAUCGCCGCCGCGCGCCGACUCCUCGCCCUGCUCGCUCCUAUUUGAACAGAAAACAGCCCUUCUCCGCCGAGGAUCUUCCCCAGCGUGGCUCCACGUUCCCGGUCACUUUUUGAGAUUUUUCCGGGGGGGCGCUCAGCGGUUUCCCGGAUUCCAGGGGGACUUGGGCCGCCGAGAGCGGGGGGCCCGUUGAGCGGGCGAGCAGGGGAAGAGCCCAGGCUUGGAGGCUCACACGGAGGCAAGAACUUAUUCAACAAGUUUACCACCCCCCUGCUUCCCUCUUUUCGAUGUGCGUUUUCGGACAUGCGGAGGUUACUGGAACCGUGUUGGUGGAUUUUGUUCCUGAAAAUCACCAGUUCCGUGCUCCAUUAUGUCGUGUGCUUCCCCGCGUUGACGGAAGGCUACGUGGGAUCCCUUCACGACAACAGACAGGGCAGCUCAGCGCAGGUCCGCAGGCGCAAGGCUUCUGGAGACCCAUACUGGGCCUACUCGGGUGCCUAUGGUCCUGAGCACUGGGUCACAUCUAGCGUCAGCUGUGGGGGCCGUCACCAGUCGCCUAUAGACAUUUUAGACCAGCAUGCACGUGUUGGUGAAGAGUACCAGGAGCUACAACUUGAUGGCUUUGACGUUGAGUCUUCUAACAAGACCUGGAUGAAAAACACAGGGAAAACAGUUGCCAUCCUUCUGAAAGAUGACUAUUUUGUCAGUGGCGCUGGCCUGCCUGGCAGAUUCAAGGCUGAGAAGGUGGAAUUUCACUGGGGCCACAGCAAUGGCUCUGCGGGCUCUGAACACAGCAUCAAUGGCAGGAGGUUUCCUGUGGAGAUGCAGAUUUUCUUUUACAAUCCAGAUGACUUUGACAGCUUUCAAACUGCAAUUUCUGAGAACAGAGAAAUCGGAGCCAUGGCCAUAUUUUUUCAAGUCAGUCCAAGGGACAAUUCUGCGCUGGAUCCUAUUAUCCAUGGGUUGAAGGGCGUCGUACAUCACGAGAAGGAGACCUUUCUGGAUCCCUUUGUCCUCCGGGAUCUCCUGCCUUCAUCCCUCAGCAGCUAUUACCGGUACACAGGCUCUUUGACUACCCCACCGUGUAGUGAAAUCGUGGAGUGGAUAGUCUUCCGGAGGCCUGUCCCCAUCUCUUACCAUCAGCUCGAGGCUUUUUAUUCCAUCUUCACCACAGAGCAGCAAGACCACGUCAAGUCAGUGGAGUAUCUGAGAAAUAACUUCCGGCCACAGCAGGGCCUGUACGACAGGGUGGUGUCCAAGUCUGCCGUCCACGAUGCCUGGAACCACGACAUGACAGACUUCUUAGAAAACCCACUGGGAACAGAAGCGUCUAAAGUCUGCAGCUCUCCACCCAUCCACAUGAAGGUGCAGCCCCUGAACCAGACAGCGCUGCAGGUGUCCUGGAGUAAACCGGAGACCAUCUACCACCCGCCCAUCAUGAACUACAUCAUCUCCUACAGUUGGACCAAGAACGAGGAUGAGAAGGAGAAGACGUUCACAAAGGACAGCGACAAGGACUUGAAAGCCACCAUUAGCCACGUCUCACCCGACAGUCUCUACCUGUUCCGUGUCCAGGCCGUGUGUCGGAAUGACAUGAGGAGUGACUUCAGCCAGACCAUGCUCUUCCAAGCUAAUACGACUCGAAUAUUCCAAGGGACCAGAAUUGUCAAAACAGGAGUGCCCACAGCAUCGCCCGCCUCUUCAGCCGACAUGGCCCCCAUCAGCUCGGGGUCUUCUACCUGGACAUCCUCUGGCAUCCCCUUCUCAUUUGUUUCCAUGGCGACUGGGAUGGGCCCGUCAUCCAGCGGCAGCCAGGCAACCGUGGCCUCCGUGGUCACCAGCACGCUCCUCGCCGGCCUGGGCUUCAGUGGUGGCGGCAUCUCCUCCUUCCCCAGCACCGUGUGGCCCACGCGGCUGCCCACAGCCGCCUCGGCCAGCAAACAGGCCGUCCGGCCCGUCCUGGCUACGACCGAAGCCCUGGCUGCUCCGAGCCCCGAUGGCGAUGCGGUGCCAACCAAGGACAGCGAGGGUGCUGAGGAGGGGGAGAAGGAUGAGAAAAGUGAGAGUGAGGACGGCGAGCGGGAGCAUGAGGAGGAGGGCGAGAAGGACUCCGAGAAGAAGGAGAGGAGUGGGGUGACCCACGCCGCCCGCGCACGCAACCCCACCGAGCCCACCCCUGCGCCCUCGGCUCCCGGUACCGCAGCCCAGGAGGGUGGGCAUCAGACUAUAGCUGGGCGCCAGCGGGACCACGCUGCCUCCCCCACCGCCCGGCCCGAGGAGGCCCAGGACCCCCGCCCGGUCACCUCCACCCAAGUGCCCCCCACAGUCACAGAGGAGCAUGAAGAAAAGAGUGAUCCCAAGAGGCCAAUCACGCCAUCUAAGAAGCCUGUGUACCGAGGGGACCGAUUUUCGGAGGAUAGCAAGUUUAUCACUGUUAAUCCAGCAGAGAAGAACACCUCUGGAAUGAUGAGCCGCUCCUCUCCAGGGAGGAUGGAGUGGAUCAUCCCUCUGAUUGUGGUAUCAGCCUUGACCUUUGUGUGCCUCAUCCUUCUCAUUGCUGUGCUCGUUUACUGGAGAAAAUGUUUUCAGACAGCUCAUUUCUAUGUGGAAGAUAGCAGUUCACCUCGGGUGGUCCCCAAUGAAAGUAUUCCUAUCAUUCCUAUUCCGGAUGACAUGGAAGCCAUUCCUGUCAAACAGUUUGUUAAACACAUUGGUGAGCUGUAUUCUAAUAACCAGCAUGGCUUCUCCGAGGAUUUUGAGGAAGUCCAGCGCUGUACGGCUGACAUGAACAUCACUGCAGAACAUUCCAAUCAUCCAGAUAACAAGCACAAAAACAGAUACAUCAACAUUUUAGCAUAUGAUCACAGUAGGGUGAAGUUAAGACCUUUACCAGGAAAAGACUCUAAGCACAGCGACUACAUUAAUGCAAACUAUGUCGAUGGUUACAACAAAGCAAAGGCCUACAUUGCCACCCAGGGACCUUUAAAGUCUACAUUUGAAGAUUUCUGGAGGAUGAUUUGGGAGCAGAACACUGGAAUCAUUGUCAUGAUUACAAACCUUGUGGAAAAAGGAAGACGAAAGUGUGAUCAGUAUUGGCCAACAGAAAACAGUGAGGAGUACGGAAAUAUUAUCGUCACACUGAAGAGCACAAAAGUUCACGCCUGCUAUACUAUUCGUCGUUUUUCAGUCAGAAAUACAAAAGUGAAGAAGGGCCAGAAGGGAAACCCCAAGGGACGUCAGAACGAAAGGAUGGUGAUCCAGUAUCACUACACACAGUGGCCAGACAUGGGAGUUCCUGAGUAUGCCCUCCCAGUCCUGACCUUCGUCAGGAGGUCCUCAGCAGCCCGGACGCCAGAAAUGGGCCCCGUGUUGGUGCACUGCAGCGCUGGUGUGGGCAGGACAGGCACCUACAUUGUGAUAGACAGCAUGCUGCAACAGAUAAAAGACAAAAGCACAGUUAAUGUCCUGGGAUUCCUGAAGCAUAUCAGGACACAGCGCAACUACCUCGUCCAGACUGAGGAGCAGUACAUUUUCAUCCAUGAUGCCUUGUUGGAAGCCAUUCUUGGAAAGGAGACCGAAGUAUCUUCAAAUCAGCUGCAUAGCUAUGUUAACAGCAUUCUCAUACCAGGAGUGGGAGGCAAGACACGACUGGAGAAACAGUUCAAGUUGGUCACACAAUGCAAUGCAAAAUACGUGGAGUGCUUUAGUGCCCAGAAAGAGUGUAACAAAGAAAAGAACAGAAACUCUUCAGUCGUGCCAUCUGAGCGUGCUCGAGUGGGUCUUGCCCCGUUGCCUGGAAUGAAAGGAACAGACUACAUUAACGCUUCUUACAUCAUGGGCUAUUAUAGGAGCAAUGAAUUUAUUAUAACCCAGCACCCUCUGCCACACACUACGAAAGACUUCUGGCGAAUGAUUUGGGAUCACAAUGCACAGAUUAUUGUCAUGCUGCCAGACAACCAGAGCUUGGCUGAAGAUGAAUUUGUGUACUGGCCAAGUCGAGAAGAAUCCAUGAACUGUGAGGCCUUUACCGUCACCCUUAUCAGCAAAGACAGACUGUGCCUCUCUAAUGAAGAACAAAUUAUCAUCCAUGACUUUAUCCUUGAAGCUACACAGGAUGACUAUGUCCUAGAAGUUCGGCAUUUCCAGUGUCCCAAAUGGCCCAACCCGGAUGCCCCCAUAAGCAGUACUUUUGAACUGAUCAAUGUCAUCAAGGAAGAGGCCUUAACAAGGGAUGGCCCCACCAUUGUUCAUGAUGAAUACGGCGCAGUUUCUGCAGGAAUGUUGUGUGCCCUUACCACCUUGUCCCAGCAACUGGAGAACGAAAAUGCUGUGGAUGUUUUCCAGGUUGCAAAAAUGAUCAAUCUUAUGAGGCCUGGAGUAUUCACAGACAUUGAACAAUACCAGUUUGUCUAUAAAGCAAUGCUCAGCUUGGUCAGCACUAAAGAAAAUGGAAAUGGUCCCAUGACAGUGGACAAAAAUGGUGCUGUUCUCAUUGCAGAUGAAUCAGACCCUGCCGAGAGCAUGGAAUCUCUAGUGUGAUGGGAAUCCAGAAAGGGCACUUACUUUGUAAAACUUCUGAAGACUGAGAACUUUUUUGAGGCCUUUUUUGCCAGACUCUAGGUUAUACAAUAACCCAGUUACUUUUUUACACUGAUAAAAGUUUUGAUAUUUAUUUUUUGCCAUUUUAUGUCUUAAUGGUAUCCUACUGAGCAUUUGCACCUCUGUUCAUUUCACACAGUGAAACACAACUUUACCUAGUUUGCACUAUCGGAUCAGUGUUACUGCCUAUAAUCUAAUACUAAAGCAAACCCUGAGGUGACAUUCCAUGACAACACACAUGCUACUUUUUAAUUCAGUACAGUGAAGGUCUUUGUUUUGACAGUGAAUCUUGAUUUCUUUUAAUUAUUAUUAUUGCUAAAGCAGUUGCAGUCUACUAGCAGGCAAUGCUGUACUUUUCCUAUCUCCUCUCCUGUUUUUUUAAGGCACUGUUCAAUACUGUAUGCCUUCUGUAUUCUAGUGGAGUGGAUGAGCACUGUUUCCUUUUAAAGAACAGCAGGUUUGGGGGAGCUACUGAGAAGGUCUGUCAAGCUCAUGGCCUUGAAAGAGUUCCAUUUAUGAUGGUGAAGAUAUCCAUUAAGGAAUUAGAAAGUUUGAGUUAUUUCAUGUGAACAUCACUUAUUAGUUACCAAGUUAUAUUCAUAGCUUAAAAAAAUGCCCAAUUGUGUCCAAAUAAAGGAUAUCUCUGUAUGACAGUUUUCACGGUAGCUCUGUGGACAGUGUGUGUUAUUUCCAUUUUGACUCUCAGCAACAGAUAGACCCCAAAAAUCAGGGCCAUCUUUUGCAAGGGAGAGAUGGCGAUAUUUUACUGAACUCACUUUCAAAACCCUUGAGUGAAUCUCUAUCCGUGCUUCAUGAUUUAUAAUACCAUACCUCACAGCAGGUGGAAUAAUGAAAAUCUUUGCAAGUGUGUAAUUUUGAAACUACACUUCUGAGCAAUUGCUAUUGAACUUUGAGCAAUUGAUAUUUGCCCAUCUUGCCUCUAAAAUAUUCCUGUUACUCCUAUAGAAAUCUAAUCUACUACCUAUAUAGUUAACAUUCUUUUCUUUCUUUUUUGCCAAAUAUUUCAUGAUAAAUCUCGUAAUUACAAAUAUUCUUCUAUUUAGAAUUAAACUGAAAAUAUUGUGUUAGGAAAAGUCCUGGGACUCUCUAGAUGCCCACACAUGGAUAAAUCUGACUUGGAGAGAGAAAACGAGAAUCUUAAGUAAAAGGUAACAUUUUCAAAUAGUUUUUAGAAGCAAAAGACAGCUUUCUAUGUUAUGUCCUUUAGCCGCCAGAGCAGAUACACUUCAGUAAAAGAGGCUGCUCAUUGUAACACAGAGCCCAGGGAAAUUAUUUCUUGGAGCCCUGUUCACCCUGCAGUACAUGAUGAGAAGAUUAAGAGCAUCAACAAAGAAUUUCAGUUCAGCUAGUUAGAAAAAUAAGCUACUUACUGAGAUCUGUUUCUUCUACUGCGUAUUUGCUUUUGAUGGACAACUUCGUUCAGAAGUGAAACCAUCACCAGAACUCGGCCUGUUAAGAAGAAAGGGGUUUGGGUUAUUUUUUUAAAUGUAAAUAAACUUCUACAAAAAAGUCUA
Molecule: messenger RNA, 6587 nt
Organism: Phacochoerus africanus (Common warthog)
Lineage: Eukaryota; Metazoa; Chordata; Mammalia; Artiodactyla; Suidae
Gene: PTPRG
Product: protein tyrosine phosphatase receptor type G
Exons: 29
Coding region: 757-4992 (1411 amino acids)
Biological process (GO): protein dephosphorylation
Molecular function (GO): protein tyrosine phosphatase activity; protein binding
Source: RefSeq, a predicted model, not a curated record